GUAAAGACUCUUUCUGUGGCUGUUAUCUGGUGACUCGAGGUUUUGGUGUCUGCCUCCGAGCGAGCGUGUGUGUCAGAGUGUGUGUGUGUGUGUGUGUACGUAUGUUGGAGGGAGAAAAGGGAUAAAGAGGGAGAGGCAAGCAACGCUCAUUCCCCCCUUUAGCCUCCCCGUCUCCCUGCUCCCUGUCACUCCAUCCUUCCUCCCCUGUCCUGGACCACCCUCCAGCCCCGCUUUGAGCCGGACCCAGGCUCCCCUCCCUCCCUCCGUCCAUCCUGCCCCCGGAACCUUUGACUCUCCUGACUUCUCCGUCCCAGCAGCCUCCGCCUCUGAGAAGGGAUCCUCUGCCGUCCCUCACCUGGACUACUGUCUGUCUGUGAACACCUCACCUGCACCACAAACUCUGAAUCAGCAGCUGAUUUGAUCCUAGAAUCCUCUGAGGACCUCGUGGAGCAAAGUGUGUCGGCCAUUCUGCUGGAAGGCUGACAGCCACAGGUUACAUGACCUGGAAGGAACAACCCAGGAUACUUUUAGGACCCCUCUUCGGCCGGACGCACCUCCCUCUCGUUGUUGCUUUCACACACUUGUUUGUCUUUAGCAUGGGCUGGUUAUCGACCUGAACUGAAGUCCAAAGGCUGAAGAACUGAUCUGUGUCCGUGUGAGACCACUUUCCUCUGGUGUCCUAUAUGAUCUGUGAACACAACACCCAGGCAAAUCUGGUGACUGGUUCACUGGAAUAUCACCACACUCCUUCUCCUUCUGAGGACCUCCUAUCACAGGACCAGUUUCUCCUUGGCAGUAUGGAGCCCACCAAAGUCCAGUCAGAGGGUGGCCUCAAUGUCACCCUGACCAUCCGCCUCCUCAUGCAUGGGAAGGAGGUUGGAAGUAUAAUUGGAAAAAAAGGAGAGACUGUAAAAAAGAUGCGAGAAGAGAGUGGAGCAAGAAUCAAUAUUUCUGAGGGCAACUGUCCAGAGAGGAUCGUCACCAUCACUGGGCCAACAGACACCAUCUUCAAGGCUUUUGCUAUGAUCGCCUACAAAUUUGAGGAGGACAUAAUCAAUUCUAUGAGCAACAGUCCAGCAACCAGCAAGCCCCCGGUCACCUUAAGACUGGUUGUCCCGGCCAGUCAGUGUGGCUCCCUUAUAGGGAAAGGAGGCUCCAAAAUUAAAGAAAUGAGAGAGUCCACAGGGGCCCAGGUUCAGGUGGCGGGCGACAUGUUGCCCAACUCCACAGAACGUGCAGUGACAAUCUCCGGGACCCCAGAAGCCAUCAUCCAGUGUGUCAAACAAAUCUGUGUGGUCAUGCUGGAGUCUCCACCUAAAGGUGCCACUAUCCCUUAUCGCCCAAAGCCUGCCUCCACACCAGUCAUUUUUUCUGGUGGCCAGGCCUACACAAUUCAGGGACAGUAUGCCAUACCACACCCAGAUCAGUUGACCAAGCUCCACCAGUUGGCUAUGCAGCAAACCCCCUUUACCCCUCUCGGACAGACCACCCCUGCUUUCCCUGGUUUGGAUGCCAGCCCUCCAGCCAGCACCCAUGAACUCACCAUUCCUAACGAUCUAAUAGGAUGCAUCAUCGGACGCCAGGGAACCAAAAUAAACGAGAUUCGACAGAUGUCUGGGGCGCAGAUCAAAAUCGCAAACGCCAUGGAGGGUUCAUCCGAGCGCCAGAUCACCAUCACGGGGACCCCUGCUAACAUCAGCCUGGCCCAGUAUCUCAUCAACGCCAGGUUCAGGGACGUGGCGGCCAUGUGGAAUGACCCCUCCUCCAUGACGACAUCCUGAAGUCGCCCCACAUCUGGUUCUCAUUCCAGAAGCUGAUCCCAAAACCGCAGCUUCACAGUUAACCUCCAUGUGUUGUCCCCUGUGCAUAACACUUAAGCAUUAGUCUGUUUUAGAACUAUAAGCAGAUUACUGCAUUUUCCAAAAAAGUGUCAAAUCAUUCCUUUAGCUAUUUAUUUAGCAUGUAUCAUUCCAAGAACUAUUUCUUUUCGUGGUUACUAUAUUAGAUAAUUUUGCCUAUUCAGUCCUAUUGUGUCAUUGUCUGCAAAGAUUAAAAUUAAUAAAAAAGUGGAAAUAAAAAAAAAAUACUAAGAAAAAGAACACUAAGAACGACUGCCAUAGAGCAACGCUGUUAGGAAGACGAGCGAUGUGAUGCCCCUUUUUCAGGGAAGUUAUAUGUAGAUAUUUCAUGAUGCAAAUUCUUUUUUUCUUUCUUCAUUUGAAUGCAUGGUUUCAUGAGAGGGUUUGUACGGUUUCGUUAAGUUGCUGUAGAAAUGUUUUACGCAAUGGAAAAAUAUGUGUCUGCAGGACAAGUGUGGCAGGAGAUCCAAGCACAAAGGCAGCUGCUGCAGCAUAACCUCCACAUUCAAGCAAAUCUUAUUCUUAUUUCACACUCGUUUCAUUUUCUCUGGCUUCAUAUUUCUGUUCCACUGCCACCGCAUCGCCUUGUUUCACCCCACGUUUUUAACACGUCACUGUGCUGUUCCUGCUGGAACCUGAGAGCAAAGAGUUCGGUUAGAAUCAAAGCCCACAUCAUUAUACGCUGACUUCACAUCUUAGACGAUGCAUUACUCAACACAAAUAUUCAACAAGUAACUUUAAACAACUCGGACUGACUUCACCUUCCAUGAAGUUAGUGUCCUACUAUAGAAUGCUCUGCAUGAUGACAAAGCCUUGCACAUUUAAAAUUAAUGUAAAAUGAUACGUGUGGAGGCCGGCUGGAGCAGGGCACUGGGGUGGAUGUGGGUCUGACUGCAGUUUGUGUGUAAGUCACGCUAAUGCACAAAUAUCAGUCACUUCUUAGUUCGGUGACAAAACUGUGAGAAGGAAAAAUGAAAACACGUCAAGUAUCUGAUCACAGCGAAGACUGAAAUUUCAAUGCAUGCAUUUAAUGAAGCCCAUUUUAUUCACCUAUACUCCACAGCCAUGCAAUCAUGUUAUCCACGCCGCCAUCUCACAGCAACGACAAGAGGCAUGAGCUGCUCGCAGAGCUCCGAGGGCUGCCUGUUUGCAUUCACAUCCCACUGGUUUCAGGAGCUAAGUGCACAUCGAGGGCGGGUUAAAAAAGCUCCUGGGAUGUGAGACUCAUGAUCAUGAUGUCUGUUCGUUCGCUCCUUCCUCACACCUGUUACAGUCAUUUCACAUCCAGUACAGGCAGCGUGCUCCUGGUUCUAAAACGCUGGCUUCUUCAUAUAAAAGAAUGAAAACGUGUAUUUGCAUAUAUUUGUGUUUGGUGCUACUUUGUGGUUCUUUUGGUUUGUUCCAGACAGAAACAGUGAGUGGCCCUGUUGUUCAAUCUAACACUGAAUGUAUUUAAAUAUUAACAUUUGGAUUACAACACAUUAAUCUGAGGAGUACAAUGGAAAAAUGAUUAAGAGUUGGGGAGUUUGCUCUCACACUACGUAUACAUAGAACUACAUACGUGUUAUUUUCUAUUGAGAUGAACAUAAAAUGACCAGGCCUCACUAAGUGUUUAAAAAGGUUCUGCCUUUUACUGAAUAUUGUCAUAGAGAUAUAGAAGAAACGGAGAAAAGAUUUGCUCCUUUUAAUAAGAGUUUAUUUAACAUGACUGAUGGUGAGUCCAUCUUUUCAUUUUUGUCCCACACUGACCAUUGUUUCACACUUCAUUACAUUAAGAUGUGUUCAUUGUUGUGCGCUACAGUUGUUACCAUUAAUGUCAGACUUGGAACAUUUUACCAGGACGCUGAAAAUGUUUUCCAAUUUAUCCAGAACCGGGUUUAGUUUAACCUUCUCAGUUGAGUCUGUUCAUCAGGUGCAGUGGGUUUGAACCAUCUUAGAGUAAUACCUGAACACUCCCAAGUCAGAAUGAGGAGUUUCUCAUUUUAAGGUUUGCUCUGUUCUCGUUUUGCAUCAUCAUUCAAGGAAUCCACCUUCUCCAGAAUCUGGUCUUUAAGUAGUUUAGUGUGGUGUGUAAGCUGCCAGAUCAUGGCCGUGUUUGGGCGCCUGCUGGUCUUGCAGACAGGUUAACUAACAAAGAUGCAGUCAAUUAAAAAUGUGACCAGUUUGCAAUCAUCUCAGUUGCCUUUUUCUCGGUGCAGCGGACUUUGAAAUGUGGGAGCUGAUUAUUAGACAGUUUUAGGAAAUGUGUUUGAUCGUGUUUAAGUUUUAUCAUUUACACCAUUAAGUAUCAGACUUGUUAUUUAUUGAGGUUGAUCCUGAAAUGUUUUGUAAAAAGGAGAUAAUAAAGUUUGUGUUUUUUCCCUUGA
Molecule: messenger RNA, 4225 nt
Organism: Mugil cephalus (flathead mullet)
Lineage: Eukaryota; Metazoa; Chordata; Actinopteri; Mugiliformes; Mugilidae
Gene: pcbp3
Product: poly(rC) binding protein 3
Exons: 17
Coding region: 684-1781 (365 amino acids)
Biological process (GO): regulation of RNA metabolic process; regulation of gene expression
Cellular component (GO): cytoplasm; nucleus
Molecular function (GO): mRNA binding
Source: RefSeq, a predicted model, not a curated record